UAUAUUUUAUUUACUAUCUUUUUUCGAGUAUUUUUAUUUAUUUGUGAAGUGGUAUUUAUGAUUUUAACCAUAAUUUGUCGAUAGAACGUUACUCCUUGUGAAAAUGACGGAAAUUUUAUUCCAAUGCCUGCUCGGAAUUCAAUGUCAGGAUUUUGUUAUGAUCGCAGCUGACCAAACUUUGGCUCAAAGUGUUUUAUUAUUAAAGACUGAUGGUAACAAAUUGCAUGAAAUAUCAGACACAAUACUGAUAGGACUGAACGGUAACUUGGGAGACACGACGCAAUUCGCUCAGUUCGUAUCAAAGAACGCUCAGUUGUAUAAACUGAAGAACCAGUAUGGACUGAACACGGCUUGCGUCACGCAUUUCGCGAGAACCAACAUGCUUGAGGCGUUGAGGAAAGGAACACCAAACAUGUUAAACAUUGUGGUGGCCGGAUACGAUGAGGAGAGCGGAUGUCAGCUAUACACUAUGGACUUUCUGGGGGCCUGUCUGCGCGUGCCUUACGCCGCGCACGGCCUUGGCGGAUACCUCAGCUGGGGCAUCCUAGAUCAUUACUACAGACCUGAUUUAUCAGAGCAGAAUGCAUACGAGGUACUGAUGUGCUGCGUGCGAGAGGUGCAUCUGCGGCUGUUCAUGAACUUAGCCAACUUCCAAGUGAAGACCAUCACUAAAGACGGCGUCAAAGUGCUGCCCACUAUCUGCUCCACCUCCUUGCAGUAAAUACAACUCGGAACACAGGACACAUGAAUAAUAAUUGUCGCUAAUGAGUUAGUGUAGAUGAUUUAAUUCAUACCAAGAGGAGAUAUGUUUGUCGGAUCUAUAGUAUAAAAAUUCUCCUGUUAAUGUUUUCUAUUUUAUAGUAAUUUUAUAUUUAAUCACUACGCCA
This is a messenger RNA of Papilio polytes (common Mormon), 887 nucleotides long. RefSeq names its product proteasome subunit beta type-2-like. Bases 104 to 721 code for a protein of 205 amino acids. The transcript is spliced from 4 exons. Gene Ontology annotation, cellular component: proteasome core complex. Gene Ontology annotation, biological process: proteasomal protein catabolic process. NCBI's taxonomy places the organism in Eukaryota, Metazoa, Arthropoda, Insecta, Lepidoptera, Papilionidae. The record is from RefSeq and is a predicted model, not a curated record.